Oncorhynchus tshawytscha (Chinook salmon) is the source of this 3019-nucleotide messenger RNA. RefSeq names its product chromosomal protein D1-like. The transcript is spliced from 2 exons. The record is from RefSeq and is a predicted model, not a curated record. Lineage: Eukaryota; Metazoa; Chordata; Actinopteri; Salmoniformes; Salmonidae. Bases 408 to 1550 code for a protein of 380 amino acids. Gene Ontology annotation, molecular function: DNA binding.
UUUUCCCAGGCUUUCAAAGGAAAUUAAUCUGAGAUAUGAUGUUAUUAUGCUUCUUUUUUAUUUUAUAAUAAUUGCUCAAGGAAAGAACAGGGGUCAUAGACAACAGCUUAUUUAUUUCAGGGAGCGGAAAUGAAAAACGUUGUUCCACUUCCCCUUUAGUCGAUAGGAAAUCAGCUUUCACUCGCCACAACGUCCGGUUGAAAUUCAAAUCGCUAGCUAGCUAAAAAAUUACAACAAAGGCCGAUUAAACAUCUGGCGACUUUCAUGACAAACGAUAUCUGAUAGAAGUGUAGACAGCACCAGCUACGCGAGGAUUGUACCAAGUGGGAAGCCCUAAGUAGUUCACAAGACCUCCUAGGAAGUGAGCUGGAAGGAAAGAAAGAAGGAGCCAGGUUGCAAGAAAACAGAUGAAAGAAGAAGCAACAAUGUCGGAAGAAGGGGCAACAAUGUCAGAAGAGGGGGCAACAAUGUUGGAUGAAGGGGCAACGGCGUCGGAAGAAGGGGAAGGGGCAACGGCAUCGGAAGAAGGGGAAGGGGCAACGGCUUCAGAAGAAGGGGCAAUGGCGUCGGAAGAAGGAGCAAUGGCUUCGGAAGAAGGGGCAAUGGAUGCCACUGGUAGUGAAGAGGAGUCCGAUGAGGCCUUGUCUAAUGGCAGCCCCAUACCACCUAAUAGGGGAAGGGGUAGGCCCAAAGGAUCAGGCUCCAAGAAACCUAAGAUACUGAGGGUACUAGACAAGCAGCCACGGGGCAGGCCACGUAAAGUGGUUGACCCUAAUGCUGUUUCAGCAGAGACAACUGCACCUUUGAAGCGUGGCCGGCCCAAAAAAGUUCAGCAAAAAAAAAAAAUGGGUAGGCCGAGGAAGUACCUGCUGUCACCCGAGGAGGAAGAGGAGAGAAAGAUACUGAAAAGCCAACCUAAGGGACCUAGAGUGUGGAAGCCGCUAGGAAGGCCGCGCAUCCAUCCCCGCGGGGAUCCCCCCGCCACACCCACCUCUGCCGAGCCACGGAGAAGAGGCCGUCCACUCAAGGCAUCAACAGGUAGAGGUGCCCACUUACGGAAGAACCCACCUCCAACUUCUAAAGUUUCAAAGCCCCCCGCUAAAGAUGAUUCCCCGCGAAAGAGUGGCCGCCCCUUAGGCUCCUUCAAAGCCAAGAGAGCAGCAGAGACGGAUAGGUCCAACAGUUCACCCUCAGCCAAACAGGGUUGCACUGUUUCUCCAAUAGUAAGGCUUUACCGCUGCUCCAACGGUAAAGCAAAUGUGUUUGAUGAAGCUGCCUUCCAAGCCCAGAGGCAAAAAGGCAGGAGAAAGACUGUGAACGUUGAUUAUACAGCAUAUGAUUCAGAGGAGGAAAAUGAAGAUACACAGAGAAAUGAGGAUGAAGUCUUUUCUCUAGUAGAAGAUGACGAAGAAGAGGAAAUUAAACCACGCGAUGGUCAUGGCAAGGCUAGUAACCCUGGUAAGUUAGCGGCAGCUAUUAAGAAAAAAGAAGUGGUUGUUCCUAAGAGGGGGGGCAGAAAGCCUGGCUCAAUCAAAAAGGUUGUAAAGUAAAAGGAACCUGGGCGGAGCAGACUGAACGAGUAUCAAUAGCAUCUUGUAAGAUGUUUUUUUAAACAUUUUAUUAUCUCUUACCCAACUCUUGUUUUCUCAACUAACCUAUGUGUCUGUUUGCUCUUGCUGUUAUUUUUUAUGGUUUGAUGCCUUUGUGGAAACCAUGUGGAAAAAACAAGUACUUUUUGUACUUCCUUGGUCAUCCAUAGCUUGAAUGAUGUGAAGACAAUUUCAUUGACCGUUGUUAAUCUUGUAUUGUUCUGUUCAGACUUAUCCCAUUUAGAUUUUUUCACUGGUACUGUCAUUGAUACAGUUUCUAAUUCCAUACACAUCCUAUAGUUGAUGAUAUUCUCAUUGAGGUUUGUUAAUCUUGUAUUGGUCUGUGCAGAUUUGUCCAAAUAAGCUCAAAUGGUUUUAAAUCAAUUGAAUUAGGUAAGUAUUUUGUUUUUCGUUUUUUAUCUCUCCUUAAGCUCUGUAGUUUUCGAAUGUCUUCUAAUUUUAUUUGCCUUAAUUGCCAAAGCUUUGAAUGUAACAACUUCCCCCUUCCCAGCUAUCUUUGUUUCGAUAUAGAUGUUGUUAGUUUCACUAUCAUGGCACCCUUUUACCUAUAAAGUGCACUACUUUUGACCGAAGCCAAAAGUCAAAAAUAAUGCACUAUAAGGGGAAUAUGGUGCCGUUUGGGACGGUACUAUAAUCAUAGUUUUCUUUCACUUGGUUCAUUGCAUACUUCACCUUGUGGAGUCAAGACGGUAACUGUAAACUUCCAAUCCAUCAUCCUUAAGAUUUCUCUUAGAAGAUGUAUGGUUAUUGACUAUUGUGAUGGUUUUGUUUGCCAGUAUCAUCCUUGUAAUUCACUCAUCACUCCUCACAGUUCUUUUUAAGACUUUUUAUGUCAGCUCUUUUUACUUGUUUUUUAUCACUUGGCUUUCAUCUGAAGUGGAUGCUUGGUUUCACAGACUCUGGGUGAUGAUGUGUGUAAAUGUUCAGAUUGUAUGUUAAACAUGUCUUCAUCUAGCCUGGUAUUUGUUUAUUUAAUUAAUUAUGUGCUGGACCAUGAUAUCAACAGUUCAUACUGCAUUACAACUUCGUAAAUUAUGUAAUAUAAAAAUAGUAAUUGAGGUACACAACAGCAUCUAUCAUUUGUAUGAAUUCAUGUUCCUGUGACCAAAGCUUGCUAGUUUCAUGUUUUCAACUUGGUCUGUUCUUAUGCUAUGUUGCUUGGAUUAAUACAAUGUUCUUCAAGAUGCAGUUAGAACUAUAGAGAUACAUACUGUAAUUUUUACCUAUGUAUUUAUCUCUGUGAUCAGAAACAGGUCUGUGAAACCUCCCCAACGUUCAUUUGAGGGUAAUGUGAAUUUCAGUUUUUUUAGAGAGAGCAAAUAUUUAGAAAGUUUCGUGUAAUAAAGUGAAAUGUCAAACUUUGUUUUUGUUGAUGUUUUUUAAUCUCAAUAAAACCUCAUAUGACUUAA